AUGCCGCGCCGAGUGAUCGCCUCCGGGCGCUCCUGUCUCGAAUGCAGUCGUCGGAAAAUCAAAUGUGAUCGGUCGCGGCCAUGUGGGUAUUGCGUCAAGGUCAAGAUUACCUGUGCGUAUCCAUCGGGGCGACGGCGUUUGAGGAGUCCGGAUGUCGGGGCUUCCGAUGUCAUUGGGAGGAUUGAGCGGAUUGAGGAGACGUUACGGGUGCUGGGGGAGGGUGUGGCGCAGAUUAGGGACUUGUUGCAGGGUGUGUCCUUGCCUUUGUCUACUAGGCCUGAGAUUCCUACCCCCGGGCAAGACUUCAAUGAGGAUGAGUUUCCUGGUUAUGAUCGUCCCAGUCCGGAUUAUGGAUUGCAAGGGAGUGCACCGGAGGCAUGCACUGCUACGUGUGGUAAUGUGGAUUCCUUCAAAGAACUUCGUCCAUCACCCACCACGAUAUCCUUUCUCUGGCAGUGGUACCUGGACAGCGUUGAUCCGGUAUUCAAGAUCUUCCACACUCCCUCCGUCCAGAAAGACGUGAUGCAUAUGACUCGACACGGAACGAGCCCUGAUCUAGCCACCGAAUGUCUGCUUUUCGCCAUCUACUACGCUGCCGUAAUCAGCAUGCCCUCCAACACCUGUCGAGACGAACUAGGCGAGGACAAACCCACUCUACUGCACCGAUACCGCACCGGACUCGAAACCACCCUCACCAAUCUUAACCUCACCACUACCUCCAAUCUGACCGUCCUCCAAGCCGCCACCAUCUUCCUCACAACAACCCGCUCCGACCCGCACGGCGCCCCCGUCCCCACCCUCCUCCCCAUCCUCAUCACCACCGCCCAACGCCUGAACCUCCACCACGACGGCACAACCCUCUCCCUAUCCCCUUUCGACACCGAACUCCGUCGUCUCCUCUGGUGGCACCUGGUAACUCUCGACCUCCGCACCGCCAAAGACCACAACACGCAUCCCUACAUCCGACUCCAAUCAUUCACCACCCAUCUACCCACCAAUAUCCCAGAUACAGCCCUCCACCCGGCGAUGACCACCCCCCCUACCCCUCUUCCCCCGGGCACCAGAUCCCCGGUCCUGUUUACCAUCCUCUACUUCAAAAUAACCCGCCUAUCUCACCGGAUUCUAUACCCCACCACCACAAGUCCAACAACAACAUCCCAAAAACAAAGAGAAAUAAGCACCUUCCGCGAUGAACUGGAAAAUACCUACCUCGUGCACAUGGAUCCAUCUAUUCCGUUGGAUUUUGUAAUAGCUGCUUCGAUGAGACUGAGUCUGGUGAUUCUGAGCCUUUCGCUUUAUAAACCUAUACCUGAACCAGUGAGAAGGUUAACUCGGGUAGGGAGGUAUACGGAUGUAUGUGUGGAUGUCCUCCGCAAAGCAAUCAAGUUGAGGGAGUAUCAACCGGGAAAGAGAUGGGGAUGGUUGUUGCAGAGGGAUGUGGAGUGGGAGGCGUUGGCGUUGGUGUUGGUGGGGGGUUGUGUUAGUGGGUUUGGCGGGGAGGAUGGGGAGGGGGAUGAGAUGUGGGGGGUUGUAGAGAAAGUGGCUGGGUAUUGGAGGGGGGAGUUGGGGGGGAGGGAGAAUCCGAGGUGGGUGCGUAUUGAGGAGUUGAUGGAUCGGGCGGGGAGGGUUAGGGAGGGAGCGAGUACUGGGGAUAAGGAUGAGGAUGGGGUUAGGGUUGGCUUGUCUUCAGAGAGUGGUCUGGUAUCAGACAAAGUCACGGGUGAGGAUUGUGAGCGUGAUGGUGAAGACCUCCCUGGCAACGGGACAGCAUGUGAGUGGAGUACGGCGGCGUUUGAGCAUUACUUUCAUGUGUUGCAGGCAUGA
Molecule: messenger RNA, 1824 nt
Organism: Aspergillus ibericus CBS 121593
Lineage: Eukaryota; Fungi; Ascomycota; Eurotiomycetes; Eurotiales; Aspergillaceae
Product: transcription factor domain-containing protein
Exons: 3
Coding region: 1-1824 (607 amino acids)
Biological process (GO): regulation of DNA-templated transcription; DNA-templated transcription
Molecular function (GO): DNA-binding transcription factor activity, RNA polymerase II-specific; DNA binding; zinc ion binding
Source: RefSeq, a predicted model, not a curated record